CGUACAUACCCGCGUUUGGGAACGACUUUUACUAUUCUAAGCCCCUCUAAAACCCUUAAUUCACAACAAAACCCCAAAAUCUGCCGCAAAAACGUACAAAAAUUUGUUGGAUUCAGUUCGUCGUUACUAUCCCUCACCAUACUUCCCAUUUCCAUCUCCAUUUUUUGAGUCACUCACUCUGAUUUUCUCUCUCUACUUCUCUACUUUUGAGGUUAGGCUUUUGAUGACAAAUUAGGGUUUUUUUAAGGUAAAAGGUGUGGCUUUUAAGUUAAUGGAGGCCUCCCCCGGUGCUACUGCCGCCGUGCGCAAUGGCGGGGUUGCUAUGCCGCCGAUGGCGGCUUCUUCCUCAUUUGAACCUUCCCGCGAGGAGUGGCGCGUCGUAUCUGAGCAAUCGGUUAGAAGUUCCGGUAACGAGGAGUUGGAGCGCUCAAAAGUUGGUCGAUCCGACGAGAGAUUAAUAUACGAGGUGCAACAUGGCAGAGGGUCACUCGAUGUUGAUUUUUGCUCGAUUAAUGUUGAUGGGGGUCUGGACAAUGAUAUUUUGCAGAAGAGAAUUCGCAAUCUGGUGGAGAAACGGGAGGAGUUGCAGAACAUGGAGCUUGAACUUCGAGCCCAAAUAUCUGCACGAUCUGAAGUCGUGAGAUUGCAUAAUACAUUUGAUGGUCAGAUAAAAGAGCACAUGAAUGCCAAUGUCAAACUUCAGGAGCAACUGCAUGAAAAGGAACAGAAGAUACAUGAGUUGGAGAGAAGGAUGGACGAAAAGGAAAGAGAAUUACAUGCUAUCAGAUUGGACAAUGAAGCGGCUUGGGCCAAAGAGGAUCUUUUAAGGGAACAAAGUAAAGAGAUCCAGAGCUACAGGAGGGAGAGGGAUAAUGUCGAAGCUGAAAGAGCACAACAUAUUAAACAAAUUCAUGAUCUUCAGGAACAUAUUCAAGAAAAAGAGCGCCAGUUCCUUGAAUUGCAGGAACAGCAUAGGAUUGCUCAAGAAACUGUCAUUUUUAAAGAUGAGCAGAUAAGGGAGGCACAGACUUGGAUAUCUCGUGCUCAGGAAAUUGAUGCAUUGCAAACAUCUGCUAAUCACACUUUACAAGCUGAACUGAGAGAACGAACAGAACAGUAUAAUCAGUUGUGGCUUGGUUGUCAAAGACAGUUUGGGGAAAUGGAAAGGCUUCAUUUGCAUGUACAACAGCUCCAUCUUGAAAUGGCUGAUGCAAGAGAAAAGAGUGGAAGUCAAUCAGAUGUGUCUCACGUUUCCCAUACAAAUUCAAAUGACGCGUCUCGACUUGAACAAGUCAAUAGUAUCCAGUUGGAGAUGAAUGAUCACAACUCACCCACUGUAAACUCUGGUAGCGUAGAAAAUGGCAAUUCUGAAACUUCUGGAGGGAGCACUUUAACACAGGUAAAAUCUGCUGAGCUUCUUCUGUUGAACGACCAAGCUCACGGUGUUCCAUUUGCUCCAUCAUCCCUAUUUGGUAUGCCGGCCUACCUUCCAACUACACUGCAUCCAUUUGUAAUGCAUCAACACGGUGUACCUCAUCCAUCACAAGUUACACAAUCUCCCUUUCAGUCAUUAUCUGUUAUGCCAUCGGUGCAAAAUUGGCAAAGCCAGCAGUCUCUGUCAGAUGGUGAACACAUUCCAACACAAAACCAAUAUCCUGAGCAAAUUGAAGAAAAUCUGUCUAGGACAGAUUCUCAUUUUGACCAUGAAGCAUUAGCAGUAAAUGAGCAAGUUCAUCGUGCAAACUAUGUGGAUGCAUGCAUCAAUUCACAGCUUGAUGCUGCUGGUUCUGUGGUCCCAUCACCAAAUGGAGAGAUAGAGGCGCAUGACUCUAUAGAUGAGAGCCAUGAUAAAGGCCAAUCUCAGCUGAACUUGCAGCAAAUAUCAUCUCAGUUUCAUCAGGCACUUAGAGUGGAUUCCCUUGAUAAUGGAAAUGACACUAAGGAGAAGAAAGGCAACCCUGUAACUGGUCACAGCAUGGAUGGCAGAAAUGAAAUCAUGGAGCAUCCUAGUUUUGCAAUCAAUUUAUCUUCGUCAGAAGGACAAACACAUGCUGUUAGUUUUAGUGAAACAAACUCAAGUACUGCCUUGACUGAUGCUUCAACCAUCGCCUUUGCUUCCAUGGGGCAGAAAAGUAAUAUAGCUGGAAAUCUUGGUGAAAGUUAUUUAUUGGAUGAAAGAGCAUUGCUGGCUUCUAUAGCUCGUGCUAUAGGAUCUGGUGGCAGGACCCGAAUCAGUUCGACUCUUCCAAAUAGACUUGGGAAAAUGCUCUCACCUCUUCACUGGCAUGAUUAUAAAAAGAAGUACGGAAAGCUUGAUGAUUUUGUUGCCAGUCAUCCUGAUUUAUUUUUGAUCGAGGGAGACUACAUUCAGCUUCGAGAAGGUGCACAGAAAACCAUAGCAGCCACAGCAACUGCUGCUAAAGUGGCCGCUGCAGCCGCUGCAGCAGCAGCUCCAUCGUCUUUCUCAUCACUGAUUCCUUCUGUAGCAGUUACUCCCAUGGCACAUCCCCACAGAUUGAAAAAGUUCUCAGCAAUGCAAAGUCAGAACUUGAACAGCAGCUCCUUUCAUGUUGCUGGAGGAGUCUCGAAUGGUGUUUUGAGCAAAUCAAACGAUCAUGCAGAACCAAAGGGUCCAUCUCAUGGGAGGCCUGGCAUGAGCAUGGCUGGGAUAAAACAGAGCAGGACAACUGUUGCUGCAUCAAGUCCUAGAAGAUAGAUAUUUUGGUAAUUAAGCAAUGAGACGAGCAACUUUACGUGCAACCAAGUGGACACGCAGAAAAUCUCGACUUGCAUUUCUAUUUAUCCCUUGGAAAUUAUAUACCCCAUGAAAAUGUAAUUCAGGAUAUAAGUAUAUAUAUUGACGACCAUAUAUUCUCUUGAAUUGAAAAACUGAGCCUUUUUCCAAUUGCUGUCAGGGUGCUUGCUUGUAUGAUUUUGAGCAAAAUUUGUCGAGAAAAUGGUUGUAAUUUUGAUGAGGACAUUACUGAAUCUCAAUCUCGGUUCUAUUGCGACCAAAA
Salvia miltiorrhiza (redroot sage) is the source of this 3017-nucleotide messenger RNA. RefSeq lists its product as uncharacterized. The coding region runs from base 272 to 2716 and encodes 814 amino acids. The transcript is spliced from 17 exons. The record is from RefSeq and is a predicted model, not a curated record. NCBI's taxonomy places the organism in Eukaryota, Viridiplantae, Streptophyta, Magnoliopsida, Lamiales, Lamiaceae.